Molecule: messenger RNA, 5175 nt
Organism: Capra hircus (goat)
Lineage: Eukaryota; Metazoa; Chordata; Mammalia; Artiodactyla; Bovidae
Biological process (GO): proteolysis; virion assembly; DNA integration
Molecular function (GO): nucleic acid binding; RNA-DNA hybrid ribonuclease activity; aspartic-type endopeptidase activity
Source: RefSeq, a predicted model, not a curated record
AUGGGGCAAUCUACUUCUACUCCACUGUCUCUGAUGACCAGCCAUUUUUCUGAUUUCAAAUCUAGAGCUCAGAAUCUUUCAUUACUGGUGAAGAAGAGCAAAUUGGUAACUUUCUGUUCCACCGAGUGGCCCACCUUUGACGUUGGAUGGCCACCAGAGGGAACCUUCAAUCCCCAGAUUGUCCAAGCAGUUAAAGAGUGGGUAUUUGCUCCUAGUCCUGCCGGACACCCUGAUCAGACUCCCUACAUCCUAGUCUGGCAGGAUCUAGUGAGAAAUCCGCCAGAAUGGCUUAAACCUUUUGUUCUUGCUCCUCCUAAACCCCCUAAACCUCCCUGUCCCUCUUCCCCAACCCCAACCUCGCCAAACCCACAGGUAUUAGUCAUGAAGGCUUCUGAAGAAAAAGAAGGAAAAAAGGAUGACAAUCAACCAAAGCCAGUCUUCCAGGAAUCUUCUCUGUAUCCUAAUCUGAUAGAUCUGGAGACUGAAUUGUUCCCACUCCCGUAUGCGGAUCCACAUCCACCCUUGCUUCCACAGAUUCCACAAGUUUCAUCGGGAGAAGCCCGGAGGAGGGCGGAGCCCUCGGCUUCUCCUAGGGAAGGGGGCCCCACCCAGAGAACUCGGGGAAGAGCAAGGGAAAUGGCCAGUGCAGCAGAAGAAGGACCGGAAAUUCCCUCCUCCACUGCUCACGCGUUUCCGGUCCUGUGGCCCUUUUCCACUAGUGAUUUGUACAAUUGGAAAACUCAGACUCCCUCUUUCUCUGAAAAACCGCAGGGUCUUAUUGAUCUUUUAGAAUCUAUCCUCUUUACUCACAACCCCACUUGGGAUGAUUGUCAGCAACUGUUACAGGUGCUUUUCACUACAGAGGAGCACAAGCGAAUCCUGUUAGAAGCUCGGAAGAACAUGCCAGGGGUAGAUGGGAGGCCCACAAUACAGCCUAACCUCAUUGAGGAGGGGUUCCCCUUGGUGCGACCCAACUGGGACUUCAAAUGCGCUGAAGGUAGGGAGCGUCUCCAAAUGUACCGCCAGAUCCUUAUGGCUGGCCUUAGAGCGGCUGCCAAAAAGCCAACUAAUUUGGCCAAGGUAAAUUCAGUGAGGCAAAAGCCAAAUGAGAGCCUGGCAGCCUUCCUUGAAAGGAUAAUGGAAGCUUUUAGACAGUAUACUCCUAUGGACCCACAGGCAGAUGAGUCUCGAGCAGCAGUUAUGCUAGUAUUUGUGAAUCAGGCAGCCCCCAAUAUAAGGAGAAAGUUACAAAGGAUAGAGAGGCUGGGUGAACAGUCCCUGCAAGAUCUAGUCAGGGCAGCAGAGAGAGUUUUCAAUCAUAGAGAGACCCCAGAGGAGAGAGAGGACUGCAUUAGAAGGGAAGAAAGAGAAUUUAGAGCUGAAGAAAACCGUAAGAACCAAAAAGAGCUGGCUCAGAUAUUUUUCGCCGGAGUUGAAAACAAAAAUAGGUUCCAAAAAGGGAAAAAGCUAGACUCAAAGACUGAGGAAAAACCUGCAAGGUGUAAGCUUGAAAAAAACCAAUGUGCGUUUUGUAAGGAGAUUGGACAUUGGAAAGAUAAAUGCCCCAAGAAAAACCUAAAAGAGGGGCCCCAAAAUCCCAAGAACGAGACUCCCUCUCCAGACAGUCAUAUCCUCUAAGUGGGUGAGGAUAGUGACUAGGGGGGUCAGGGCUUGACACCCCUCCCCGAGUCCUGGGUAACUAUAAAUGUGGAGGGGAAACCGGUUGGCUUCAUGGUGGAUACGGGAGCUCAGUACUCAGUCUUAAACCAAAGAGAUGGACCCAUGUCUAAGAAAAGUAGCUGGGUGCAGGGAGCAACCGGGACUAAGCGAUAUGGAUGGACUACAAAAUGACAUGUGAACUUGGGGGCCCACCAAGUGACCCAUUCCUUUCUGGUGAUACCUGAGUGUCCAGCGCCCUUGCUGGGAAGAGAUUUACUGUCUAAAGUAAAUGCCCAAAUUCAUUUCAACCAUGGGCAAGUGUCAGUUUUAGAUGGAACCGGGCAUCCUCUUCAGGUCUUGUCUCUGGCAUUAAAGGAUGAAUACAGACUGUACUUGCCAGAGGCCCCAGCAACAAUAAGUCCAGAAGUACAGCCAUGGGUUCAGAGAUACCCUCAGGCCUGGGCUGAAACAGCAGGAAUGGGACUGGCCAAACAGAGGCCCCCUAUUAUUGUGGAACUGAAAGCCAGUGCCACACCGGUGAGAGUGCAGCAGUAUCCCAUGAGUCAAGAGGCUUGGCAAGGAAUUACUCCUCACAUACAACGUCUCAUAGAUGCUGGGGUCUUGAGAAAGUGCCGGUCCCCAUGGAACACUCCCCUGCUUCCCGUAAAGAAGCCUGGGGGAACUGAUUUUAGACCGGUUCAAGACCUGCAAGAAGUCAACAAAUGGGUGAGUGAUAUUCAUCCUACGGUUCCUAACCCUUAUACAUUGCUAAGCAGCUUGCCACCAAGCUACGUUUGGUAUACUGUUUUAGAUUUAAAAGAUGCCUUUUUCAGUCUGCCUCUUGCCCUUGCAAGCCAAGAGAUCUUCGCCUUCAAAUGGCAGGAAGACGGUGUUCAGACUCCUGUGCAGCUGACGUGGACUCGCUUACCACAGGGUUUCAAAAACUCACCCACGUUGUUUAACGAGGCCUUGGAUGAAGACCUCCAUGAGUAUCAGGUUGAACACCCUACCACUGUUUUAUUACAAUAUGUUGAUGACCUUAUGCUGGCAGCAACUAUGGAAAAAGAGUGCCAAGAGGCAACAGGUGACCUUCUCCAAACCUUGGGGACUUUAGGUUACGGGGCCAGUGCCAAAAAGGCCCAGAUUGCCAAGCAAGAGGUUACAUACCUCGGUUAUAAGAUACAACAGGGCCAGAGGUGGCUAACACAGGCUAUGAAAGAAACCAUCCUCCAGGUCCCUGAGGUGGCCAACCCUAGACAAGUGAGAGAAUUUCUGGGAAGUGUGGGAUAUUGCCGAUUAUGGAUCUUGGGGUUUGCAGAAAAGGCCAGGCCCCUGUAUGAAGGGACCAAAGAAAACAAAGACUGGAAAUGGACUGAGUCAAUGAAAAUGGCCUUUCAGGAGCUCAGGCGUGCCUUGCUGGAAGCUCCUGCCCUUGCCCUUCCUGACUCAUCUAAGCCUUUCCAAUUAUUUAUAGAUGAAAGGUGAGGGAUAGGAAAAGGGGUACUAACACAGAAGUGGGGACCUUGGAAGCAUCCCAUAGCUUACCUUUCCAAGAAAUUGGACCCAGUGGCAGCCGGAUGGCCACCUUGCCUCCGAAUCAUCACAGCCACUGCACUCCUAGUCCAUGAUGCUGAUAAACUGACUUAUGGACAGAGACUUUUGGUCUACACUCCUCAUGCUAUAGAGAGAGUUCUGAAACAACCCCUGGGUAAAUGGAUUUCCAAUGCCCCCUUGACACACUACCAGGCCCUGCUACUUGACACCUCACGGAUUCAUUUUCAAACGCCUUGCACUCUAAACCCGGCUACUCUUUUGCCCAAUCCGGAGGGGGAUAGCCCCCUCCACGAUUGCAAUGAGAUACUGGCCAGAGUAACGGCAAUACGGAAGGACUUAACAGAUACGCCACUGGAUAACAGUGAGCUAAUAUGGUUUACAGAUGGAAGCAGCUAUGUAAAAGAUGGACAGAGACGGGCGGGGGCCGCAGUGGUAGAUGAUUCUGGACAGACAAUAUGGGCGGAGACUGUUUCCCCAGACACCUCAGCACAAAGAGCAGAGUUAAUUGCCCUGAUUCAAGCAUUAGAGAGAGCUAAAGGAAAAAGAAUAACUAUUUUUACUGACAGUCGCUAUGCUUUUGGCACAGUACACAUCCAGGGCCUGAUAUAUGGAGAACGGGGGUUUUUGGCAGCUGAAGGAAAAGAGAUUAAAAACUUGCCAGAAAUCUGUCGACUUUUGGAGGCUGUGCAGUUGCCUCAGGCUGUGUCAAUAGUACAUGUACCUGGACAUUAAAAAGGGGACAGCCCCACGGCACAAGGAAAUCGUGCCACAGAUCUGGCAGCUCGAAAAGCGGCUGAUGAAGAUUUUAUCGCUCCGGUGUUGCGAUCGGACUUCCACCCCCAGAUAUGGGAACUUUGCCCCCAACCCCUGAACUCCGAUGGUUACUUGAUACUCCCUGCUCAGUUGGGACGGCAACUGUGUGAGCAUCUACACUCGUCUACUCAUCUGGGAGAGAAAAAGACUCUGAUGCUUUUUCAAACUGCAUGCCUGCGAUUCCCCUGGCACCAAACAACUGUGAAGAACAUAGUACAUGCUUGUAAGGCAUGUCAACAGAUGAGGCCAGGAAAGAGGCAACAAAGGACUGAGGUAUCAGGGAAAGGGCCAGGGCAGCACUGGGAAAUAGAUUUCACCGAGGUAAGGCCAGGCAAGUAUGGUUACUGGUACUUGUUAGUGUUGGUAGAUACCUUCUCAGGGUGGGUAGAAGCUUUCCCUACUAAGGGAGAAACUGCAAUGGUAGUGGCUAAAAAGAUUUUAGAACAAGUAGCUCCCAGGUUUGGUCUGCUGGUGACUGUUGGCUCUGAUAAUGGACCUGCUUUUGUGAGCCAAAUAGUUCAGAGCCUUGCCCUAGCUCUGGGGACCAAAUGGAAAUUACAUUGUGAAUAGAGCCCACAGAGCUCGGGGCAAGUUGAAAGAAUGAAUCGGACCCUAAAGGAAACUUUAACUAAAUUGGCUAUAGAGACUGGCGGGGACUGGGUGACUCUCCUUCCCUUUGCCCUCUUUCGCGCACGUAAUACUCCUUAGCUUAAUCUGACCCCAUUUGAAAUUCUGUAUGGGCGACCUCCCCCUGUAUGUCCAAUAUUUGAAGGAAAGAAACUUCCACCUCCUACUUUGGGACAAUUCCAGGAGGCUUUGAUGGCUUUGGGCAAAGUGCAUUCUUGUGUCUGGAAACUGCUCCAGGAAAUACAUGAGGGUCAAAACAAGGGGACGAUUCCCUCACAUAACACUGGCCCUGGAGAUUGGGUGUGGGUCAAAAGGCACCACACCAAGGCACUAGAACCUAAAUGGAAGGGUCCUUAUGUUGUUCUUCUUACCAUCCCAACUGCCCUAAAGGUCGACGGUAUCGGGCCUUGGGUGCAUUGCAACCACGUAAGCGCAGUAGUCCUCAACGCCUCUUACGACCUGGCCAACGGCACCAAUCCUCCCCAAUGUCGAUGGGGAGAACGAAAAGUAGGCCUUCAGUGA